UUGUCUGCAUCUGACGUUAAUAAAGAUGCUAAAACAACGCGGGACAUCCAUAGCAGGAGGCAGUUACGAAGUUGUACGGCACGCAGAUCCCAAGCUAGGGCCUUAUCCAUCAUCCUUGAAUUUCUAUAUCGAUCCUCCCCCUUACGAGCUCACUCUCAAUGAAUUUGAGACUUUCGCCCUCGACCGUCUUCGGGUCCUCAAAGCUGUUGAAACAGCAUAUAUCCGGUCAAAGAAGGAGGAAGAUGCAGCUAAAUACAUUCAAAAUGUACAUGAUGAGCACCUACAUCUUGGACGCAACGUGACAAUCAAUCGAGUAGGCGCUCAGAAACUCUACGAAGAACGCCGCAAGGACCACAUUAGUCACUUCAUUCUCCGUCUUGCAUAUUGCAGAACUACCGACCUUCGACAGUGGUUCAUCAAGCAGGAGACUGCUUUGUUCAUGUACAGAUACAAGCAAGAGGAGCAAGUAGAACGUGACCGUUUUCUCAAGCACGUUCAGAUGGACAUGUCGGUCAUCACACCAGAAGAGAAAAAGAAUCUUGAGACUGAGCUUCGAGCAACACACGGCCUGUCAACAGACGAGCUCUCGCAGAUAAACUUUUAUCGAGUGCAGUUUGAACAGGUCCUUGACCUCGUAGGUAGACGUCAGGUAUACUUGCAUGCAGGAUGGGCUUACGUCCCGGAACGAGAACAGCCCACUCUCGUUGCCAACGCCUUCCGAACUCACCUGAACGCCGCACUUGAAGCUACGGCAAAGGCGGUACCACAAAUGGACGAAGACGAUCGACUUGUUCCGGUGCUUAACUCGAUUUCAAAGCAGUACCUUUCCAAAGCUUAUACACCAGGCUCGGGAGGCCCAAGGGAGCACGUAACCAGCGACGACAUUGAUGGACUUGUCCCACAUUUCCCACCAUGUAUGAGAAAUCUUCAUGAAGCCCUCCGACAUGACGGACAUCUAAAACACAUGGGCCGUCUCACGUACGGUCUGUUCCUGAAAGGCGUUGGCCUUCCCCUUGAAGAAGCCCUUCUCUUCUGGCGGAAGUCAUUUCACAAGAUGACAGAUGACCAGUUCCAGAAAGGGUACGCCUAUAAUGUUCGAUACAACUACGGUGCAGAGGGCAAACGAACAAACUAUACGCCAUACUCGUGCAUGAAGAUCAUCACGUCGAAUCAACCGGGGCCUGGGGAUCAUCACGGUUGCCCUUUCAAACACUUCUCAAGUGACAAUCUGCGGACACUGAUGCAUCGAUAUGGAGUAGCUGAGAGUGGUAUAACAGAUAUAGCCCGCUUGGCUCGGGAGGGACAUUACCAGGUUGCCUGUACAAAGCUUUUUGAGGUCACUCGAGGGCAGGCCCACAGGCAGGCGAGAGCUGCAGCUGGAGAGGAAGGGGGCGGCAUAAUUGAAACUAUAGAGCAUCCAAAUCAAUGGUUUGAUAUGAGCUACAAAGGUGCGCAUCGGCGACAGCGAAAGAGCACUCGAGGCGGACCGUCGGAGGGGUCGCAUUCUGGCGAGGAAGGGGUUACGGGGGCCACUCCGAUGGAGGUAGACCGAUAAAAAAAGAUUGAAAUAUCAGAACCGUCAUCUUGAGUUUGGUGUACAAAAGAAUGAUAUCCGUAGCAACUCCA
Messenger RNA from Spizellomyces punctatus DAOM BR117, 1626 nucleotides. RefSeq names its product DNA primase subunit PRI2. Lineage: Eukaryota; Fungi; Chytridiomycota; Chytridiomycetes; Spizellomycetales; Spizellomycetaceae. The record is from RefSeq and is a predicted model, not a curated record. The coding region runs from base 26 to 1555 and encodes 509 amino acids. Gene Ontology annotation, biological process: DNA replication, synthesis of primer. Gene Ontology annotation, cellular component: alpha DNA polymerase:primase complex. The transcript has a single exon.